Penicillium oxalicum is the source of this 282-nucleotide messenger RNA. RefSeq lists its product as uncharacterized. NCBI's taxonomy places the organism in Eukaryota, Fungi, Ascomycota, Eurotiomycetes, Eurotiales, Aspergillaceae. The record is from RefSeq and is a predicted model, not a curated record. The transcript is spliced from 4 exons. The coding region runs from base 1 to 282 and encodes 93 amino acids.
AUGUCUUACCAGCAGACUCAGUACCCUCCCAAUGCUUAUCAGCAGCCCGGUUAUGGUCCCCCUCCUGGAGAGUACUACCCUCCGCAGGGAUACCCGCCCCAGGGGUAUGGCCAGCAAGCCCCACCGAUGCAAUAUCCUCCACAACCUCAGCCCGCUCCUCAGCAAAAGAGCUCGGACCGUGGGUGUCUCGGUGCAUGCUUGGCCACUCUGUGCUGUUGUUUCGUCUGUGAAGAGGGAUGCGAAUGCUGCGCCGACUGCAUUGAGUGCUGUGAGAUGUGCUAA